AUGUCGUUUGAACUAUCAUAUAUUUUCACAAGUAUCGGAUUUUCAUCUACUCUUAUUGUCAACUCAUUUCUUGUCUAUUUAACAAUAUUUUACGUUAAAAACUUCAAAGGUGCAUACAAAAAUUUGGUGAUAUCAUUUUCAAUUCUUGGAAUUGUAUUUGCUAGCCUGAAAGUCGUUGCAAGACCUUUUAUUCAUAACUAUAACAAUUCGCUGAUAUUCUUCAGUUUGAAAACUUCUGCAUUUUCCUACAGCCUAUUGCAGUUUUCUAUUCUAUUCUGGGCCGGAUGUUAUGUUCUAAUUGUAUCUUCUAUUGCAACACAAUUCGUUUUUCGAUACCUCUACUUAUUCGAUGCAGGAAAUAAAAAACAAUUUGGUGGAGUAAAAGUUAUAAUCUGGGUUGGAUACCCAUUAUUACCAGGGAUAAUUUAUACAUUGUUGGUUUAUUAUUUAUGUGCUCCUGAUGAAUAUUCUGAUGAGUAUUUGAGAAAAGUUCUUCUCGAAAACUACUCGUUGGAUAUAUCAAAUCUUCCUAGAUUUACUAUCCUUCCCAUGUCCGCAGAAGGAUAUUUAAGAUAGAAAAGCUCGUUAUUUUUGAUUUCUGGAAUAUUUAUAAUCUCUUUCCAUUAUUUCAUCAUCAUCUACUGUGGCCUCAAAAUUUAUUACAACAUGAAAAUAGAGCUCGCCAAGUUCUCGCAGCUAAACCAAAAAUUCCAGAAGCAAAUUUUCAAGACUCUCGUUAUUCAAACUAUUGCGCCUACCGUACUAAUCUUCCUAUCAGCUAUUCCAAUUCUCUUGAGUCCAACUAUACCACCAUCUCUCGGAAUUCAAAUCAAUUGGCAAACAGGAUGGUUAUACGCGUUUGUUGGAUUAUACCCACCAUUUGAUAGUAUUACAUUCAUUCUUGUUGUCUCUGAGUAUAAGAAAAUAAUUAAACGUAUGCUAAUAAUUGUUUCAAAAAUGAUUGAAAAUGAAUUAAUUUUCCAGAAAACUUCCUAUGCCUCUUCGUGA
Caenorhabditis elegans is the source of this 1008-nucleotide messenger RNA. The record is from the annotation of a RefSeq genome assembly. NCBI's taxonomy places the organism in Eukaryota, Metazoa, Nematoda, Chromadorea, Rhabditida, Rhabditidae.